AUGCCCUCAGAAAAACCAGAGAUCCCCUCAGCAGUACCAAAGCUCCCCUUAGAAGAAAUACAGCUCACAUCUCGCUCGGGAGAACCAGAUCUCCCUCAAGAGAACCAGAUCUCCCUCAGGAGAACCAGAGCUCCUCAAGAGAACCAGAGCUCCUUCGGGAGAACUAGAUCUCCCUCAGGAGAACCAGAGCUCUUCAAGAGAACCAGAGAUCCCUCGGGAGAACCAGAGCUCAUUCAGGAGAACCAGAGUUCCUCAAGAGAACCAGAGCUUCCUCAGGAGAAUAGAGCUCCCUCGGGAGAUCCAGAGUUCCCAUGGGAACACCAGAGCUCCCUCAGGAGAACCAGAGCUCCCUCAAGAGAACCUGAGCUCCCUUGGGAGAACCAGAGCUCGCUCGGGAGAACCAGAUCUCCCUCAGGAGAACCAGAGCUCCUCAAGAGAACCAGAGCUCCUUCGGGAGAACUAGAUCUCCCUCAGGAGAACCAGAGCUCUUCAAGAGAACCAGAGCUCCCUCGGGAGAACCAGAGCUCAUUCAGGAGAACCAGAGCUCCUCAAGAGAACCAGAGCUCCCUCGGGAGAACCAGAGCUCCUCAAGAGAAUCAGAGCUCCCUUGGGAGAACCAGAGCUCCCUCAAGAGAGCCAGAGCUCUCUCAGGAGAACCAGAGCUCCCUUAGGAAAACUUGA
Procambarus clarkii (red swamp crayfish) is the source of this 681-nucleotide messenger RNA. The record is from RefSeq and is a predicted model, not a curated record. Lineage: Eukaryota; Metazoa; Arthropoda; Malacostraca; Decapoda; Cambaridae.